This is a messenger RNA of Alnus glutinosa, 1199 nucleotides long. RefSeq lists its product as uncharacterized. The record is from RefSeq and is a predicted model, not a curated record. NCBI's taxonomy places the organism in Eukaryota, Viridiplantae, Streptophyta, Magnoliopsida, Fagales, Betulaceae. The coding region runs from base 94 to 864 and encodes 256 amino acids. The transcript is spliced from 6 exons.
ACGGUACAAGGUAAGCUUCUGGGUCGCCCUUGCCUCCCCUCCACGGCUCCACCUCUCUUCUCUCUCUGUCUCUCAGGGCAUUGAUUUGUGAAAAUGAAUAGCGCCAUGAAAGCAGCGCUUAUAAGCUCGAAAGCCAGCUGCUUUCAUUUGAGGGCAGCUCUUUUUCAUUCUACUCCUGUUCUUGAACGUAAAAGACGCAAUUACUGGGAAUCUAGAUCCAACAUUUAUUCCAAAAGGUUUAGAAAGAAUACAAAAAAACAAACAUUAUUGCGGAACGUCAGUGAUUAUGCAGACUUCCUGUUUCAGAGCUGGGAGGAUGAGGAUGAUAAGGAUGAGCCAUCUUCAAGUAGAGGCCCCUCAUGGUUUAAAAGGCAAUUCUCUGCUAAGGGUUCCAAAAGGGACUCGACUGGCGGUCAGGGACCCAGACGUUGGGGCAGAAGAGGUUUCCAGUUUUGUGAAGAGGAUGAUGUCGAUGUUGAGACCAUUUUCCGAAAAGCAUUUGGUGGGAAUCAAUUCUUCUAUUGGUCCUUCAUUAAUGAAGAGAAUCCUCAAUGGAGGAGGAGCUCAUCAAGCUACAAUUACCAUGGGAAGUCCUGGAAUUGGCGACAUCGGAAUGAAGAAACGUAUGAUUCUUCAUCUGAGUCAGAGUUUUCUGAGUCAGAUAUGGUUUCAGACAGGCUGGCCCUUGGAUUAAAUGCUUCUGGUCCUCUAAAACUUGAAGAUGUUAAACAUGCAUAUCGAGCCUGUGCACUAAAAUGGCACCCGGAUCGUCAUCAGGGCUCUUCCAAGGCUGUUGCGGAGGAAAAGUUCAAGCUUUGCAGCGCAGCAUAUCAAUCUAUAUGUGAUAAGCUGGCCUUGAUUUAAGCAUGCUUCAAUGCCUGCGUUCUUGGUAAACAGUCAGCCAAAGGAUGCCAAUCUGGUAGCUGUGAUUAUUUUUUUUAUUUUCAGAAGACAGAGUUGGAGUAGCCACUAUGGUUUCUUCCCAGGGGCAUAGUCGUUAGUCUGCAAUAGCUAUGAUGGCAUUGGCUUGUGAUUCAGCGUUGCCAGAAGUAUUAAUUCAUGUUCUUAAUUUAUAUCUUUACAAGGAUGUAAUCUAUCCCCUUUUUUGUGCUGUAACUUGUAUAUUUGCUUUAAGCUUGAAGGCAUCAAUAAUUCAUUUAGGAGAAUAAAAUUGAUUAUUUACAGUUAUAUUCAAAGCA